AUUCAGGACCAGGGUUCGCGGCACGGCUUCGCUGAUAGCCCGUAUAUAAACCGGAGUGUGUUGACAACAUCAAAGCAUUGGCUCCGCAGCUUGGAGAGUAUGGCGGGAAUAGAGAAAACAAACAUGGGUGGGACACACCCAUACCCGAACCCACAAAACGGCUCCUACCAACAUGCGCCUAAUCCUAACCCGCCCCUGAGUUACAUCCCACCGCCCCAGUCCGCCCCGUCCCACUGUGUCCCCAUGGCCCAGCCCGGCGCCUCCUACACGGCGGACGCCAGCCUGCCCACGUCGAGGCCGCUCGCUGGCUUUGAGAAAAAGUCCAUCCUGGAGGCGUACAUCUUGGCCGUGUCGCCGCUAGGCCUGCUGGGAGCCCACCACUUCUACCUGGGCCGCUACUACUGGGGCAUCGUCUACUUCUUCACCCUGGGGCUCAUGGGGUGCGGCUACCUCAUCGACUGGUUCCGGGUGCCCUUUCUGGUCAGGGACUACAACUCCCGGGAGAGGACGGCCAACGGGUGUGUAGAGAAGAAAACCGUCUCCGACGCCUACACUAUGUGGUUUCCUUUCGGGCUUAUAGGGUUUCAUCAGUACUAUCUGGGCAACUACGCAUGGGGCGCCGUAUACACCUGCACCCUCGGCUUGUUUGGAAUAGGUUGGCUCAUCGAUUUGUUCCGGAUACCGUCUUUAGUGAAGACCUCCAAUGAACGGAUGCAAAGCAACGUGUAUUACGACCAGGAGAAAAAUCUGUGUCUGGCGUACGUCCUGGCUUUGACGACGGGGUACCUCGGGGGUCAUCACUAUUACCUGAACCGCCCCAUCUGGGGCGUCCUGUACACGUUCACCCUGGGUCUGAUGGGGAUGGGCUGGGUCUACGACUGGAUCCGCAUGCCGUGGCUUGUCCAGCGCGCCAACCACGAGGUCAAGGGUCAGAGGUCGACCAAAACGAAAACCGUCGACGACGCUUACAUUCUUUGGCUACCGUGGGGGUUUUUGGGGUUCCACCACUUCUACCUGGACCGACCCCUGUGGGGGUUUCUGUAUUUCUUCACCUUGGGCCUGCUGGGGAUCGGAUGGUUGGUGGAUUUGUUCCGGAUACCCUCUCUGGUGAAGUCAGUCAACAAGAAGAACGAGGAGCGGGAACGGAUCUUUAUCGAGACUCUGUCGAGACAACCACAGGUGCCGCCAUGUCAACAGAUCGCUUACGUGAAUCAAGGUUACCAGACCUACGGCAUGGCCAACCCGAGCGCCUACACGCCCACCUGUCAACCCGGCCCGUACCCCCAGCAGGUGAUCGCCUACCCCAACAACGUGGGCUCAGGGGCGCCGUACUACCCUCAGGCCGGCUACCCCAGCUACCCAGAUGCCAUGCAGCCACCCCCGUACUCGCCCAGAGAGGCCGGAACUGACGGACAGGAAGCAGGCAUUCUGCCACCAAAGACCAACGUUUAGACGACAGUAGAGCAUGUCCUACGAAUAAAUUACAUGAUAAAAUUGGAAAUAGAUUUUUUUUUACUUAAAUAUAAGUUAUACCUGAAUAAUGUUAACUUGUUUUGACAGUACAUGUUUGAUGAACUAAAAAACUUUUUUGUCAUUUGCCAUCAUAACAGGCAUAUUUUUUUACACCAUGGCAAAUAGGAUAAGUCUAAGUAGUAAGUAAGUACGUAAAGUAGAAAUGUAAUGACUAAGAAUUCAUCUGGGAUGUAGAUCUAGUAAAUUAGUUUUGUAUUUUAUUACUUUUAUAUGUAUGGUGUGCUUGCUGCCACCUUUUGUUCAACGUUUAGUGAUUUUUUUUAAAUGGUUAAAUGACUUGUUAAUCUCUGAUGAAAUGUUCACCCAGCUCUGAUGGGUACCUGACUCGCAUUGGGAAAAUUUAAAGACCACUGGGCAUAGUGCUAACAAUCCCUUCAUAUUCUGUGAUCAAGAAAUAUAUUAAGUCUACUUCAUCUGUUUAAAAAGGAAUGUUUAUAAAUUUUCCAACUGAUUUUUAAUGAUUUUAUUUUUUGAAAACUUUUUUUAUAUUUACUUUUGUUUUUAUAUAAUUACGAGAUUGUAUAUCAUAAAGCACAAUUAAGAAAUAGAUGAAUUAGAACUGACUGAUGUUAAGAGUAUUUAGAGUUAACUACCUUAAAGUCCUGUCAGAAACAGUUCUAUUUGCCAACUAUUGUGCUAUUGCCUAUGUUCCCAAGCACUAGUAAUAAAUUAAUAAGCAAGAUCACCUAAUCUUUUUGUCAAAUUAGGUGUAUACAAUUUAAUGUUUUUAUUUCCUCAUUAUAUUUCAUUUUAAAAAAUCUUGUUGACCAAUUAAUAAAGCAUUUAAUGACACAUUCCCAAGUGCAGGUAGCCCAACACAAAAGAUUAUACAAAGGGAGGUAACCCAGUGACUUUGGCAGAGUUAUUUCAACAAUAACCAGUUCCAUUUUGAUAGUUACAAAUUUGUAUUGAAAUGUAUAGUUUAUAUAUUCUUCUAUGAUAUGACACCACAAUGACUUUAGCAGCUUUUUAAGAACUUUGGGUUUUUUGACAAAAAAUGAUUUAAAUAAUUCAAAUGUUAUUUUUUUUUAGAAAUAAAUUUUGAUGUAUGUGAUCUUUGAUUGCUUUUCUUAUUCCAUUUAAAUAAAGUCAGAAAAUUCAUGUA
Physella acuta is the source of this 2638-nucleotide messenger RNA. RefSeq lists its product as uncharacterized. NCBI's taxonomy places the organism in Eukaryota, Metazoa, Mollusca, Gastropoda, Physidae. The record is from RefSeq and is a predicted model, not a curated record.